This is a messenger RNA of Symbiodinium sp. CCMP2456, 153 nucleotides long. Lineage: Eukaryota; Dinophyceae; Suessiales; Symbiodiniaceae. The record is from the annotation of a GenBank genome assembly.
AUGGAGAAGCGUGUGGCCCUUCUUGAGCAGCGCAUCGGGCAGAUCACGGAGGGCGAAGGCUCCCGGAUCCAGACCCUCUGUGAGCAGGCCAAGAGGCUGCAAGAAGGCGGCGGGGUUACUGUCAACGUGAGAGGCAUUGCAUGCGCAAACUAG